Micromonas pusilla CCMP1545 is the source of this 954-nucleotide messenger RNA. RefSeq lists its product as uncharacterized. The transcript has 2 exons. The record is from RefSeq and is a predicted model, not a curated record. Bases 1 to 954 code for a protein of 317 amino acids. Lineage: Eukaryota; Viridiplantae; Chlorophyta; Mamiellophyceae; Mamiellales; Mamiellaceae.
AUGUCGUCGCCGUCGAGGUGCGACGCCGCGCCCGCGGUGUUCGGCGGGACCGCGGAAGGCGGCGGCGGCGGCAAGGGGAAGAGCGUCUACGCCACCGCGUCCUUACGCGGCGAGGACCGCUACUUCGCGGAGCCGGACGUGCAAUCGCUCACGACGCGCCGACGCGACGCGGGGAAGCUCGUCGACGAGACGGACGCGGACGACGACGCGGACGCGGAGUUCAGCGGCGACCUGCUCGGUGAGUGCAACCGCGCGUCCUCUCCGAACAGAACGUCCUCUCCUCCGCGCCCGCCGCCGUCCCCGGCCGCCUCCUCCGUCGCGCCUCCGAACCCUAAACACGCGAACAUUUCAACCCUAAACCCCGCCGCCCUCCCUCCCUCCCGCCCUCCGUCGCUAAACCCUCCUUCAUCAGGGUGCUUCGCGGUGUUCGACGGCCACGUGAGCGCGAAAGCCGCCAAGUUCGCGCGGCGCCGGAUCCUCCCGACGUUGCUCUCGCACGGCGCGGACGCGCCGGGGAGCCCUCUCGAGACGUCGUGCGUCGCCGCGUUCCACGCUCUGGAGGAGGACUUUCGAAGGUCCGUGGCGUCGCCGUUCAGCCGAUGCCUUCCGUCGGGGGGCGGCGGCGCGGCGUCGAGAAAGGGCGGGGGCGCGUCGAGGAAGAAUUUGAAAAACGCGAAGAAGAAGACGACGACGACGAAUCCGUCCGGGUUGACCUCCGACGGCGUCGGCGGCGCGCAGACGACGCAGAAAAAUCUCGCGAGGAACGCGCACGGCGGCACGACCGCGUGCGUCGUCUUCCUGCAGCGCCGCCGCGGCGGCGUGAUCCCAGGGUACAAAGGGCAUCACGCGCGGCGGAGCGACUCGGUCGUCGCCGAACGCGUCGACUUGGGCGCGUUCUCCUCCUCACACCGGUCCCCAUACGACCGCGUUCGCGUUGUGCACGCCGAUCCUUAA